This is a messenger RNA of Drosophila teissieri, 1270 nucleotides long. RefSeq lists its product as uncharacterized. Lineage: Eukaryota; Metazoa; Arthropoda; Insecta; Diptera; Drosophilidae. Bases 260 to 979 code for a protein of 239 amino acids. The transcript is spliced from 2 exons. The record is from RefSeq and is a predicted model, not a curated record.
UUUCAAACUGCGUGUGCUUGUGUGUGUGAGUGAGCAAGAGCGCAUCUGCCAGUGUUGUAAGGUGCCAAAAGUGCGAUCUCGACCGAACCAGUAGUUGUCCCACUCGCACUUCAGUGAGGCAAAAGUUAAAGUCUGUUUAGUAGCAAAACAGAAUUGCAGCGAAGAAAAGCGGAAUCAGCGACAAAAUUAGCCAUUAGCAGCGGUUUACAUAUAGAUUAGGCCAGCAAAGCGACAUAACGCCCGAGUGGUAAAUUAUCCAAUGGAGUCGGCCAAGGAUUUUGUGGUGGCCAAGUACCAAGGCUUAUGUAACUUCCUCGAGCGGGACACCCGCGGCAGCGAGCUUGCCAUCUACGGCACCUCGGCUCUCAUGGUGGCCGUGGCCUAUGCGAAGCGGAAGCCAGCCUACCUGGUGCGCCAGUUCAAGCAGCCAUCGCACAUCCCGGAGCGUCUCAUCAGCGAGCGCGUCAUGCACACGGGCAGGAUCGCCGGGGUCAAACAGCAGGAGCAAGACACCCUGCUGAUGAUCCAGCACCGGCCGCUGAUCCCAAUCUUUACCAGCCGCAAACGCCUGCUGCCCGUCAAGCUGCCGGGCGUGCGCGUCAAUGCUAACGGCUACUCCUGGUUGCAACAGUGCCUCAUCGGCCGCGAAGCCACCUUCCUGCCCCUAAAUGCCGCCAAGGGACAGGACUUUGUCGUCUGCCAGCUGUGCCUGGUCCAUCCGCCCCGGGGCAACCGCCUGCUGGACGUCUCGGAGACCCUGCUCAAGCUCCGCUUCGCCCGAUUCGUGCAGGAUGCCGCCGCCGCGGUUAAAAGGAACGGAAAGUACUACCAACAUCUGAAAAAGGUGGAGCAGACCACCGCGGAGAAGGAAGCCUUUCUGUCCUGGGCCUCCGGAUAUCCCUACAUCUGGCGCCGCUAUAACGAACUGAGGCAGCGCUGGUUGCCCAAGGAGAAGCUGCUGCCGGAGCUAGUACGCUGAUUGCGAUAUUCACGCUCCUGCCUAAAGCUUAGUUACAGGGCAACGUUGCUACCAUUAAGUUAGUUCUAUGGCCAGCUACUCUCUAUAUUUGUAUUCUGCCUUUUUACUAACUAUAAUAUAAGACAGCAUUUGUUUACAAACUCUCGAGCACAAGUACACAAGUCAGUCUCAAAGGCAUAUUAGUGAAGGCAUAUAGCUAGCGACUUGCCAACGACAACGAAUCAAAUGCCAAUCGAUGCCCUGGCGGUACGUGAUCGUGUGCUAAUUUCCACACCCAGUAGAGCAAAGAAG